UCAAAGUGUUUAUUUUAUCAUUAUUUUGUCAAAAGUGUCGAUCUUCUGGGCGUAUUUUGAUUGAAAAAAUUAGUAAUUUUUAAAUUUAAAGAACGUUCCUAAACCUCGCCAAGUUAUAAAAUGUUGGUUCUAGUUUUGGGUGACCUACACAUACCCUAUCGCUGCAGUAGUUUGCCAGCAAAGUUUAAAAAACUCCUGGUUCCGGGUCGUAUCCAUCACAUUUUGGUUACCGGCAAUCUGUGCACCAAAGAAUCCCAUGAUUAUCUCAAAACAUUGGCCAACGAUGUUCACAUAGUACGUGGCGAUUUUGAUGAUAAUCUCUCGUACCCAGAACAAAAGGUGGUUACCGUGGGACAAUUUCGUAUUGGUUUGUGUCAUGGACAUCAGGUUGUGCCUCGAGGAGAUCCGGAAGCCUUGGCUUUGGUGCAACGUCAACUGGAUGUUGAUAUACUUAUCACCGGCCAUACAUACAAAUUCGAAGCCUAUGAACAUGGCAAUAAAUUCUACAUUAAUCCCGGUUCGGCAACGGGAGCCUUUAAUCCCCUGGACACCAAUGUAAUACCCUCGUUUGUGUUAAUGGACAUACAAAGUUCAACUGUGGUGACAUAUGUCUAUCAGCUGAUUGGUGAUGAAGUUAAAGUUGAACGUAUCGAAUAUAAGAAAAUGUGAAAUGCAUCUGUCGAUGCCGCAGCGUCUGGGGGAGAUGGGAAAGGUGAUUCAAAGAUGAGAAGGGAGUUGAAGGUAUAACAAACUCAUAAUUUAUAUGUUAUGUUUUAACUGCUCGCUCUGUAUGACGUUGUAUAAUGAUGCAGCAUUUGGAUAUAUACGGCCUAUGUAUAUCUGUAUGAUGUGAAAAUAUAUAUACGUUUAUAUAUGUAUUUAAUAAUAUUAUAUAGUAUUUUUUUAAAUAAUAAUAAUAAUGUUUCGUCUAUAGUUGCAAACUAUAUAAAAUAAAA
This is a messenger RNA of Musca domestica (house fly), 956 nucleotides long. It is a transcript of the gene Vps29, whose product is annotated as vacuolar protein sorting-associated protein 29. The transcript has 2 exons. Lineage: Eukaryota; Metazoa; Arthropoda; Insecta; Diptera; Muscidae. The coding region runs from base 121 to 669 and encodes 182 amino acids. Gene Ontology annotation, biological process: intracellular protein transport; retrograde transport, endosome to Golgi. The record is from RefSeq and is a predicted model, not a curated record. Gene Ontology annotation, cellular component: endosome; retromer complex.